Grosmannia clavigera kw1407 is the source of this 1626-nucleotide messenger RNA. Its product is annotated as sugar transporter. Gene Ontology annotation, cellular component: membrane. The coding region runs from base 1 to 1626 and encodes 541 amino acids. The record is from RefSeq and is a predicted model, not a curated record. Gene Ontology annotation, biological process: transmembrane transport. NCBI's taxonomy places the organism in Eukaryota, Fungi, Ascomycota, Sordariomycetes, Ophiostomatales, Ophiostomataceae. The transcript is spliced from 2 exons. Gene Ontology annotation, molecular function: transmembrane transporter activity.
AUGUCUGACCCGUCCAUGGCCAAGUCGACUGCCGUCCAGCGGCCGUCGACGCCGCAGUCGCUGACCCGCGGUACUAUCGACCCGGUUGAAGACCCGGCCAUCGAGUCGUUCUACCACGACGCUGUCAGUCAGUCAUACAGGCUCAAGUCGGAGCUCGUGGCCGAGCACAUGGCCCUUAUCGGCAUGGGCAAGUUCCAGUGGUACCUCUUUGUUGUCAAUGGCUUCGGCUGGAUGGUCGACAACUUCUGGUCGCAGGGCAUCAGUGCCGCCCGGCCGCCCGUAGCCAACGAGUUCACCGGCAUCGUUCACCUCAGUUUCAGCUCCGUCGCCUACUACCUUGGCCUCAUCCUGGGCGCGUCCUUCUGGGGCACAACGGCCGACAUGAUUGGCCGCAAGCCGGCCUUUAACCUGACCACCCUGCUGGGCGGCAUCUUUGCCUGCGCCGUUGCAGGAUCGCAGAACUUUGUCGCCUUCUGCUCGCUCUGGGCCGUCAUCGGUACGGCUGCCGGCGGCAACGUCCCCGUCGACUCCAUCAUCUUCCUCGAGUUCGUACCCCAGACGUACCAGUGGCUGCUCGUCAGCCUGUCCGCCUGGUGGAACCUCGGCCAGCUGAUCGUCUCACUGCUCGCUUGGGUCUUCCUGGCCAACUUCGCCUGCGACUCGGCCGACGCGCCUUGUCCUCGCCACACCAACAUGGGCUGGCGCUACAUGAUGAUCACGCUUGGCGGGAUCGCCAUCUGCUUCGGCCUCAUCCGCAUCUUCAUCUUCAAGAUCCCCGAGUCACCGCGCUACCUCAUCUCCAAGGGCCGCGACGCUGAGGCUGUGGAGUCGGUCAACUACAUUGCCCGCUACAACGGCGUGCCCGAGACCCUCACACUCGACAUGCUGCAGGCCGUCGACCUCCAGAUCCACGGAGGCGCCCAGGUCACGGACGAGAAGACCGAGGCUGUAGCCCCCAUCGCCCCCAAGGCCCUCACCUAUCGUCAGAUCCUCAAGGAGAGCCUCAAGGACUACAACAGCCAAAGCUACAAGUCCCUAUUUGCCGGUCGCAAGAUGGCCCAACACUCGUUUGUUACUUUUCUGCUCUGGCUCACUAUCGGCAUCGCCUACCCGCUUUACUUUGCCUUUAUCACGUCCUACCUCGAGACCAAGAAGUCGUACCACGUCAACGGCUCCAUCAGCCACACAUACCGCACCUACUGCAUCGUCUCAGCCGUCACUAUUGUCGGUCCCAUCGCGGCUGGCUACGCUGUCGAGACGCGCUUUGGUCGCCGCUGGAUGAUGGCUUUCUCGGCUGUCCUCACCGGCGUCUUCCUGUUUGUCUACACUGUCGCCAAGACCGAGGCUGCCGACAUUGGCUUCCAGUGUGCCACUGGCAUUCUGGGCAACUUUGAAUAUGCAAUCAUGUACACCUAUGCUCCCGAGUCGUUCCCUGGACCUGUUCGUGGCACUGGCACCGGUAUCGCGGCCACACUGCUGCGUUUUGGCGGUCUUUGUGCCUCGCUCAUCUCGACGUACAACGGCUAUUCAAGCGUGCCAAUUUAUGUUAGCGCCGCCCUCUGGAUUGUUGCCGGUUUCUUCUGCUUGGGGCUGCCGUACGAGACGCACGGCCAUGCGUCGAUUUGA